This is a messenger RNA of Panicum virgatum (switchgrass), 942 nucleotides long. RefSeq names its product phylloplanin-like. Lineage: Eukaryota; Viridiplantae; Streptophyta; Magnoliopsida; Poales; Poaceae. The transcript is spliced from 2 exons. The record is from RefSeq and is a predicted model, not a curated record. The coding region runs from base 236 to 688 and encodes 150 amino acids.
AUGCAGAAACACAAUACAAUAAGUUCAUGGAUAUCCCACUAAUCGGGCCAGUAGCAUCUAAAAUCAGGAGAUCAAAUCAGACUCUGCCUUGAAGCUACCAUAUAAACACGCAUGCACACUCUUAACUGAAGAACCAAUAUACAGCUCGAACCGAAGUUCGCCACCGUACCCUCAGGUACGCGCAGUGAGACUGAACAGUGACAGCUGGCGCACAACCGCUUCUCCAGUCAUACCCAUGGCCAUGGCGUCGAAAACGGUCCUCCUGCUGGGGAUCGUGGUCGCCGUAGCGAGCGUGCUCGCGUCUGGCGCGCCGCCUGUCCAGCCGCCGCGUAUCCAAGCCGACGUCGUCGUGAUGGGCUUCGUGCCCUGCAACAAUGGCACGUCCAUGAGAACGGGCUCUGCUCCAGGGUUCGCAGGCGCGGUGGUGCAGCUGCGGUGCACGGACGACGGCGCCGUCCUGCUGGCGGCGAACGCGACGACGGACGGCAAGGGGAGGUUCCGCAUGGCGGUGAACACGACGGUGGCGCCGUCGAGCGUGGCCGGCCACUGCGAGCUCGUGGUGGGCACCCCGCUGGCCUCCUGCAACGCGACGCUCCCAACGUCCGGGACGCUCCGCUCCGGCCUCCGGCUCCUCGUCAGCAUGGUCUUCUUCCCUCGGGGCUUCUCCUACGUUGCGCCGUCUGUUUAGUUUAAGUAAAAUGCGUUCAUCUCCAUUUGCUCCAUCACUAUAAAAGUUCCCACGAAUUAUGGAGGUAAUUUGGAGCUAGUUUCAUCCGACUUAACUAAUGAAAGUGACGAGAAUGUCCAAUAAGAGAAAAAUGCGGACCCCUUACUACCGUAGUGCGAAAUAAGGAGGGAAAAACAUUUCCCAAUCCCUACUAAGGAAAAGAAUUAAGUUACCUUUGUAUAUUAAAUAAGAAAUUAUCUUUUUGUUUCCACCUU